CAUAUUGCAAAGACGGAAAUCAUGUGAGCCACUGUUUUUUUUUUCUUGAUAAAAGAGAAUAUUAAUUAUGAGAGAUUAUUUAGAAGAAUUGGGAUAAAGAUGGAAGUGUUUGAUUGAGAAAGUUGAGAUGAUUGGAUGGUGAGGAGUUGCAUGAAAAUCAAAAAUAGAAAAAUGGUGGACGGAUGGUGUAAAAGAGAGGGAGAAGAAGCGAAAAGCAUGGAAAUCCAGUUGAAAGAAAUAAAAGUAUGGGAAUGGAGAGAAGGGUGUGAGAGAAUGAUGGAGGUGGAGCGUUCGUCGCUGUUCAACUGCGUCGUGAACUUUCUCCUGGAAGAGAACUACCUCCUCACCGCCUUCGAGCUCCUCCACGAGCUACUCGACGAUGGCCGCCACGACCAGGCCAUUCGCCUCCAGAACUACUUCGCCGACCCCUCCCGCUUCCCUCCCAACGACAUCUCCCGCCUCAACUCCCUCCCCACCGCCGAUCCCCAAACCCUCCUCCACCUCAAAAACCAAUCCGAACACAAGCUGGCCAUCACCGAUUACGAACUCCGUUUGGCCAACGAAGACAUUGCCAAACUCAAAUCUCAACUGCACUCCCACACCCAACGCCUCAAUCAGCUAUACGCUCCCCAGUCAAACGGAGAUGCUUGGGAGGGACAGAAUCGGGAACCGAAUGGAAACGCCAUGGGACCUCUCACCGACACUGAGCGUCGAGAUCUUAACUGUGCUGUGAAGGAAUAUUUGCUUUUUGCUGGCUACCGUCUCACUGCAAUGACAUUCUACGAAGAGGUUAAAGACCAGAACUUGGAGAACUGGAAUAACACAAAUGCAUCAGGACCACACGCCUUGCGUCAUUACUAUUACCAUUAUCUUUCAUCAACUCCAGUGGUUGCUGAGGAAAACAUUACCCAAGGUCAAGAAAGUAACACACUGUUGAUAGCAAAUGAGAGGUUGAAACAAGAAAAUGAAAGCUUGUUGAAGGAUAAAGAUAUGGCAUAUGGUCAGAUUACAGACUUAACAAAAUCCUUGGAGGCAUUGCACAAAGAUCUUAAAGACAAAGAGAACAUGGUGCAAGUUUUAAAGCAGUCCUUGGAGAAUCAAAGAAAAGAUCUUCAUGCUAGCAGAAUUGAGAUCAGUAAGCUGAAAAUGAAUAUCGAACGAUCUGGUUCAGGAAAUCAUGUGGUUGUUGGUGAUGUUGACAAAUUUCAACUUGCGUCUUCAGAUAAUUACAAGGAAGAAAUUAACAAGUUGCAAAUGGAAGUUGAAUGGUUAAAGGAACAAAACAGAGGAAUUCCUGAACAUGGAAAAUUUGUUGGCUAUGAAAAUGAAACUUUACAUAUAGAAGACACAGAAAUAGAGAUUCAUGAGGACCAAGGUGCAAUUUCUUACCCUAUUGAUGCAGCACUGGAUAUCAUACGCAAUGAAGAUGCUCAAUCAACAACUUCUCGAACUAUGAGCAAAUAUACUGAUAAACACGAAGAUGAACCAUAUGCAUUGUUCAAUCCUGCAAAUGCAAAUAGUGCUUUUGAAAAUAUUGAAAAUAUCCCUGAACAAAAUGUUAGCAAGCAAGAAGAGGAUAACAAGAUAAAUGCAAAAACAGACAAUGCAAAUGAUGAAGCAAUAUCAGAGAAGAUGGGAUUAAGAACCAUUCAGAUACUUGCAGAUGCUUUGCCUAAAAUUGUUCCUUAUGUAUUGAUCAAUCAUCGUGAGGAACUUCUUCCAUUAAUGAUGUGUGCAAUUGAGCACCACCCAGAUAGCAGGACUCGGGAUUCUUUGACCCAUACAUUAUUCAACUUAAUCAAGCGCCCUGAUGAACAACAAAGACGAAUAAUAAUGGAUGCAUGUGUCAGCCUUGCAAAGAAUGUUGGAGAGAUGAGAACAGAAACAGAAUUGCUUCCUCAGUGUUGGGAACAAAUAAAUCACACGUACGAGGAACGUAGACUGCUUGUUGCUCAAUCAUGUGGCGAGCUUGCAGAAUUUGUGCGGCCUGAGAUUCGGGAUUCCCUUAUUUUGUCUAUUGUGCAACAACUAAUAGAAGAUGGUGCCAUUAUUGUUCGAGAGGCUGCAGCUCACAAUUUGGCUAUGCUGCUUCCACUUUUUCAAGGCAUGGAUAAAUAUUUCCAGGUGGAGGAGUUGAUGUUCCAAUUGAUGGGUGAUCGAUCGGGAGUGGUGGUCGAAACUACUCUGAAGGAAUUGGUUAUUGCAGUUGUAAAGUGGGGAAACAAAUUAGACCAUGUUUUGAGAGUUUUAUUCUCACAUAUUUUGAGUUCUGCUCAGCAUUGUCCACCUCUUUCUGUAAUGGAAGGGUGUAUAGAGUCACAUCUACAUGCAUUGGGUGAAAUAGAGCGUUGGAAUAUAGAUGUUCUAUUGAGAAUGCUUGAGGAAUUGACUCCUUUCGUGUAUGAAAAAGCAAUUGAGACAUGUCCUUUCUUGUCCGAAGUAGAAUCUACUCAAGUUGUGUUUUCUACCACAUUGCUUAAAUUGUAUUCAAGGGGGAAUGCUGAAUGGGAUGCAUUUGAAUGGAUGCAUCUUGAGUGCUUUCCCAAACUGAUACAACUGUCGUGCUUGCUACCAUGGAAAGAAGAUAACUUAAGGAGCCGAAUUUCGAAGUUUUUGUUAACUGUUUCUCAAAGGUUUGGGGAUUCCUAUGUGACAUGCAUCAUGCUACCUGUAUUUUUAACAGCACUAGGAGAUGAUGCUGAUUUGAUAUUUUUUCCUAGUACCAUAAAAUCAAGAAUCAAUGGUUUGAGACCAAGAUCUAUUGUUGCGGAGAAGCUCUCGACAUUGUGUGUCCUACCACUUGUGUUGGCCGGUAUUUUGAGUGCUCCCGGAAAACGUAAUCAACUGGAAGAUUACUCAAGAAAGUUGCUUGUAGAAGACAAUUCAGAGGAGAAUCAACCAACAAAGCACACUCCUGAGAUUAUCAAUGCCAUUCGCUUCAUUAGCAUAUUUGAAGAAAAUCAUGGUAUGAUAUUUACUAUAGUUUGGGAAAUGGUUGCUAGCUCUAACGUCAACAUGAAAAUCACUGUCGCCAAGCUUCUAAAAGCUAUUGUGCCAUAUAUUGAUGCAAAAAUUGCUUCAACUCAUGCUUUGCCUGCCCUAGUUACACUUGGAUCUGACCAAAACCUUGAUGUUAAGUGUGCAAGCAUUGAAGCAUUUGGUGUUGUGGCUCAACGCUUUAAAAACGACACGAUAGUUGACAAGAUACGUGUUCAAAUGGGUGCUUUUCUCGAAGAUGGAUCCCAUGAAGUUACUAUUUCUGUCAUUCGUGCGUUGGUCGUUGCAGUACCAAAUACAACAGAACAACUUAGAGAUUAUCUUGUAUCUAAGAUUUCUCAACUUACAGCCGUGCCCGGUACUGCUUCAAGUGAUUUGACACGCCGGCGAGAAAGAGCCAAUGCAUUUUGUGAGGCAAUUCGUGCUCUAGAUGCUACAGAUCUUUCUGCAAGUAGUGUGCGAGAGUUUCUCCUUCCUGCAACACAAAACCUUUUGAAAGAUUUGGAUGCACUAGAUCCAGCUCACAAAGAAGCCCUUGAAAUUAUUAUGAAAGAAAGAACUGGGGAAAGUUUUGGAGGUGCAAGUAAGUCAAUGGGUUCUCAUCUUGGGCUUCCAUCAUCGGUGAGCAAUUUCUUUGGUGAUGGUGGCUUGCUUGGAAAGAGAGACAGCACAGAAGAGAAAGUUGUCUUCCCCAAGGCUGCCACAACACCACAACCACAAGUAGAGGACACUAGAUUAAGGCGCAUCAUGCUUGGACAUUUUAGUGACAUACUUAGGACAAAGGGAAAACAACAUGACCAUUCUCACAACCAAUAAGAGUGUUGUCUCAACAAUAUCCAAUUUUUUUCACUAUCAGAGUUGCAAAUUUCAAUAAAAACUGAUUUUUACUUUCA
Vigna angularis (adzuki bean) is the source of this 3890-nucleotide messenger RNA. RefSeq lists its product as uncharacterized. Gene Ontology annotation, biological process: intracellular cholesterol transport. NCBI's taxonomy places the organism in Eukaryota, Viridiplantae, Streptophyta, Magnoliopsida, Fabales, Fabaceae. Bases 136 to 3813 code for a protein of 1225 amino acids. Gene Ontology annotation, cellular component: trans-Golgi network; recycling endosome. Gene Ontology annotation, molecular function: protein binding. The transcript is spliced from 19 exons. The record is from RefSeq and is a predicted model, not a curated record.